Messenger RNA from Lactuca sativa (garden lettuce), 4423 nucleotides. RefSeq names its product SNF2 domain-containing protein CLASSY 1. Gene Ontology annotation, biological process: gene silencing by siRNA-directed DNA methylation. Gene Ontology annotation, molecular function: ATP binding. NCBI's taxonomy places the organism in Eukaryota, Viridiplantae, Streptophyta, Magnoliopsida, Asterales, Asteraceae. The record is from RefSeq and is a predicted model, not a curated record.
ACCACACCACUCCAUGCCAUUGCCCAAAGACCUCUCUCUCUCUCUCUCUCUCUCUCUCUCUCUCUCUCUCUCUCGUGUGUGUGUUUCAUGCAACUGCGAGCCAGAAAGAGUCGACAAUGCACUCAAACCUCGAGAUUCACUGAUAAAAAAAAUGAUAAAAAUGUUGCAUAAAUUUCUCUGCAAUUUUGUUUUUCCUCCAACGCAAUGGUUAUCUGUUUAAGCAUCGAUUCCUGUGCUCCGUCGUUCGUGAGCUAGUUCGCCGGAUUAUGAUGUUCGUUCCGCGUCAUCGCCCCAACUCCGUAUAUUAAGCGCAGAUUUUCAGUUUCUCAAUACGAAUCAGCACUGAUUCUUGUGUGAUAUGUUCGUUCGUCAUCAUCGUGGAACCUGCUUAACUUAAACGCCGAUUUUCAGGUAGACAAGUUUGCAAGUUUUGCUUAGUCUUGUGAAAGGAAUCAUGAAGAGGAAGUACGCUAACUUACACCAAAACACACAUCAAUUUGAUCCACUGCCUUUUGAAGCAUACUGGUGUGGUUCAUGGGUGCCUGUGGAAAGCUUAAGAAUCAGAAAUGGAAUUGUUAGCGUGUUUAUCAUAAAAGAAGGAGAGUCAACUGAAGAAACCAUUCCCAUGUCAGACCUUCGAAUAAGGUCAAGAAAAGCAAAUUUGGCUGAUUGCACUUGCUUUUUAAGACCCGGAAUAGAUGUUUGUGUGCUUUCUACUAUUCCAUCAACAGAAGAGGAGUCAACCAACGAGAAUCCAAAACCUGUCUGGAUUGAUGCUAAAAUAAGUUCAGUGGAGAGGAAGCCUCAUGAGGAAGAUAAAUGCGUCUGUGAAUUCCAUGUGAGCAUCUACAUGAAGCAAGGUCCUGUCGGAUUGAUCAAGAAAGCGGUUCAUAAAGAGACCAAAAUGCUACAUAUUGAUCAGAUGUCCAUUCUUCAAAAGCUUGAAUUGAAGCCUUGUGAAAGCAACCACUAUCGUUGGCAUCAUUCUGAAGACUGCAAUUCACGUCAUAUAUUUAAACUAUUUACAGGAAAAUUCUCUUCAGAUAUAUCAUGGUUAAUUGUUGCAUCUGUCUACAAGCAACUUGUUUUUGAUGUGAAGCCAGUGGACAACCAGAUUGUGUAUCAAAUUUGGGAUGGUGAUGAUGAUGGUGAUGGUGAAAAGAGUUUGCGAAAUUCUGAAAAUCAUUCAACUUCAAGUGCACUUAAUUUCAAAGUAGAAAAUGGAAUUUCCACUCCUUUCAUUGUCCCCUUCAGUCUAGUAGAGGAAAAGAAAGCUGUUUGUGGUGUUGAUGAAUUUGCUUCAUCAUCCUACUUUGACCUCAUGGACGUAAGGCGUUCAAAACGUAGGAAUGUCCAACCUGAACGCUAUCUGGGUGAUGAUAAUGUAUCAGAGUCAGAAAUUGAUUUGUCUCGGUUUGGAUUAUACAGGCCAAACAGCUCAAAAUACGAGGAAGUCCCAGUUGCAUUCUCAAUUCAGGAUGAUCAUUCAUUGAAAGAUGAAAAUAAAUCGGAAUACCUUAGGAAAGUAUACAAUCAAGAGGGUUAUCUUGGAAGGCUGAAUGAUACUAACAAGUCAAAGGAGGUGAGAACAGAAGUUCCUUACAGACAAGAUCCUUCUAUGGCUUCUUCUUCUUCAUCAAGGCCUUACAUAUAUGCUGAUACUUAUAAGCCUGUAGUUUCUGAUGAUGAAGGAGGGGAUCAUAAUACUAGUGACAUAUGGGCUAAGUACUUCAGCAUGCAAGGUUCUUCCAAACUUAAUAAACCCAAAUAUAAAGCUCCCAAAAUGGACUAUGAUAGUUUGGGGGGUGGAUUAUGGAAGGGAAAAGCUAUAGCAAACAAGGGAGGUCGUAAAAAGCGAGGUUCUUCUGGAAAGGAGAGUAUCUUUGAUACAAUUACUUCUGUUAAGAAAUCUGAUUGUGCAAGUAUUUAUAGAGAAUUGAUGAGCAGAUGCAUGAGGAAUAUAGAUGCAUCCAUCAACAUGGAACAACCAGCUGUGAUUGACCAGUGGAAACAGUUUCAGUUGGGCAAAUCCUUGGACCAAAGGGAGAAUAAAGAGAUGCCUAAAAAAGAAGAAGAGGACGACCAAGAAGAAGAAGAAGAAAUGACAGAAGAAAAAGAACUUGAAAUGUUGUGGAAGGAGAUGGAAUUAGCACUUGCCACAACAUAUCUUAUGGAAGAAACAGAGGGUUUAAAUGAAAUGCAAAAAUCUAAGAGCCAGGAACCUAAAUGCCUACAUGAUUACAGACUCAAUGAACAGUUCGGGAUUAUCUGUAGAUUAUGUGGUCAUGUUAGAUCUGAAAUAAAAGACAUCUCACCUUCCUUUUUACCAGGUGUAGUCUGGACGCCAAGCAAAGAAAUCCAAACAGAAGAAGAUGAUUCAGAGCAAAACACACAAGAUGCAGACACACGUCUUGAAAUUGCAUGUCUUCCUGCUUCAUCCAUCAUGUCUGUAUCAGAUCAGAACGAAAAUGUGUGGGCCCUGAUUCCAAACCUUAGAUACAAACUACGUUUUCACCAAAAAAGAGCUUUCGAAUUUCUGUGGAGAAAUCUAGCUGGCGAUAUCAUACCUUCAGAAAUGGAAGCAGCCAGCAAGAGAAGAGGCGGCUGUGUCAUCUCCCACACUCCAGGAGCCGGGAAGACAUUGCUUAUAAUAUCGUUUCUGGUUAGCUACUUGAAGCUGUUUCCCGGGUCCCGCCCGUUGGUUCUGGCUCCAAAAACAACUUUAUACACGUGGUACAAAGAAAUCAUUAAAUGGGAGAUUCCGAUUCCGGUGUACCAAAUCCACGGUGGUCAGACAUACAGAGAACAAGUUUUAAAAAACAAACUGAAACUGGCUCCCGGCCUUCCCCGAAACCAAGACGUGAUGCAUGUGUUAGACUGUUUAGAGAAAAUACAAAAAUGGCUCACAACUCCAAGCGUCCUCUUAAUGGGCUACACUUCCUUUCUAACACUUACUCGUGAAGAUUCAAGCUAUGCUCAUCGCCAAUACAUGGCUAAAGUCCUUCGCCAAUGUCCCGGGAUUUUAAUUCUCGAUGAAGGCCAUAAUCCAAGAAGCACAAAGUCAAGACUAAGGAAAGGUUUGAUGAAAGUACAUACCCCUUUGAGAGUGCUUCUGUCGGGUACCCUUUUUCAGAACAACUUUGGUGAAUACUUCAACACUUUGACAUUAGCCAGACCACGUUUUGUGAACGAGGUACUCAAGAAACUAGAUCCCACUUUCAAGAAGAGAAAGAAAGGAGUCGUCUCCAAGUUUUCACUUGAAAACAGAGCAAGAAAGCUGUUUGCCAUCAAGAUAGCAGAGCAAAUCAACUCAAAUGUUCAAAAGGACAGACAGCAGGGCUUGAACAUUCUAAGAAGUUUAACAAGCAGAUUCAUCGACAACUAUGAAGGUGGCAGUGCUGAAAAUCUCCCAGGUCUGCAAUGUUACACUUUAAUGAUGAAGUCCACCACCAUUCAACAAGAAAUCUUGCAAAAGCUUCAAGACAGGAGACCAGUGUACAAAGGCUUUCCUUUAGAGCUUGAACUUUUAAUCACACUCGGGUCCAUACAUCCCUGGUUGAUCCAAACGACUUCAUGUGCAAGCCAAUAUUUUGAACCUGAAGAACUGAAGGCCCUUGAAGGACUCAAAUCCGACAUUAGGCUAGGCUCCAAAGUCAGAUUUGUGAUGAAUUUAGUCCCUCGUUGUCUACUCAGAAAAGAAAAGGUCUUGAUAUUUUGCCACAACAUUGCUCCAAUGAAUCUGUUUAUAGAAACAUUCGAGCGGUUUUACGGGUGGAAACAAGGCGUAGAGGUUCUAGUCCUUAAAGGAGAACUGGAGCUAUUCGAAAGAGGAAGAGUGAUGGAUAAAUUCGAAGAGCCUGGAGGUCCAUCGAAGGUCAUGUUGGCUUCCAUCAAUGCAUGUGCUGAAGGAAUUAGUCUCACAGCAGCUUCACGUGUCAUCCUACUGGAUUCAGAAUGGAAUCCUUCUAAAAGCAAACAGGCAAUCGCUCGUGCUUUCCGCCCUGGACAAGACAAAGUGGUUUAUGUCUACCAGUUGCUUGCAACAGGGACUCUAGAAGAAGAGAAACACAGCAGGACCACAUGGAAAGAAUGGGUGUCGAGUAUGAUUUUCAGUGAGGAACUGGUGGAAGAUCCUUCUCAUUGGUCAGCACCCAAGAUUGAAGACGAGUUGCUUAGAGAAAUUGUGGAAGAAGAUCGAGCUUCACUGUUUCAUGCCAUUAUGAAGAACGAAAAAGCCUCCAAUAUGGUGGUUAGAGGCAGAGAGUAACAAUUACUAAUUUAAAAUAUCUCCUUUCUGUUUUCUAAUAAUCAAACAAACGUCCAUUGCAUUUUUAGACAAUAAAUUAUGGUUUGGCAUGUGUGUUUAAUAUGGUCAGGGUGUAUGAACUAACUUAUGUUCUUUAAAGAUCUCGUUCUUUGGAUA